CUUUGUAUAAAUUUGUGGCAUGUGAUUUUAAUAGUGUGCUGCGUUUGCUUGUAUCCAGUAAACAACUACAAGCUUUAAAACUACGGGGUCAUGUAGACCGUGGAGGCUACUGGUACCUGUACCGGUAACGAACUCAGUAACUGAUGUGACAGACUUAGUAAAUAUAAAUGAAUCCGUAAAUAUAAAUGAAUCUAUUCAGAGAUAAACAGACUUAACAUAAACUGUGGAACACAACUGCCUGAAGAGGAAAGGUGUCAGAAACUGGGGCUGAUAACGACUGGAUUGUAUGUAAAGUCACGAUGUUGUAAUCUGAACAAAAUACACACAGUUAGUCUGCGUCGGGACCACUGGGCUGUUUGUGUGGCCAACUGUAGGAUCACAGAACAACGCCUACCUGUGAAAUACAAUACGCUAAGGAGCUAACUUUUGGUAAUGUGAUUCAGAGUCUACUAUGUUACGAAAAGCAGGCUGCAACAUCAUUGGAUUAAGUCAGCGGUUUGGUCUACCCAGUCCAGAGGCAAUAAUGAGCUCUGUCCAAUCAUCCGCUAGAUCACUGUCAUCCAACAAGCCACUUGUUACAGAUGUCAGUGGUAUAUUUCCCCCAAUAGCUACACCGUUCGACGCUGAUGGAAACUUGGCAUUGAACAAGCUUGAGCAUAACAUUUCACUGUGGAACAAGGUUCCACUUAGAGGGUUGGCCGUGCUGGGAUCGAACGGGGAAGUAGUUUACAUGAGACCAGAGGAGAAAGUGGAGAUGAUCCGCCAUGCCCGCAAAAUUCUGGAUCCCGAGAAACUGGUGAUAGGGGGCGCCGGAUGCGAGUCCACACGUGACACUAUAGACAUGUGUAUAAAGAUGAGCGAAGCAGGUGCAGAUGUGUUGAUGGUAGUCACACCUUGUUACUACAAAGGCCGGAUGACCAAUGAGUCCUUUGUGCAACACUACACGCAUGUUGCUGAUGAAAGCCCUGCUCCGAUUCUGUUGUAUAGCGUCCCAGGAAAUACAGGAAUCGACCUCUCCCCUGAGGCGGUGGUCAAACUAGCCAGUCACCCCAACAUCAUUGGGAUGAAGGACAGCGGUGGUGAUAUCGUCAAAAUAGGCAACAUUGUCCACAAGACACAACACCAGGAGUUCCAGGUCCUAGCUGGCUCUGCAGGUUUCUUACUGCCCGCUCUUGUGGCAGGCUGCGUUGGAGGCGUCUGCGCAUCUGCAAAUAUGCUGGGCGAUGCGUUAUGUAAUCUGCACAGCCUUUAUCAACAAGGAAAGCUAAAAGAAGCCAAAGAAUUGCAGCAGAGGAUUAUUGCUCCGAAUGCAGCGGUCACCAAAAUGUUCGGGAUUCCAGCACUGAAGGCUUCAAUGGAAUGGUUCGGGUAUUACGGAGGCCCAACCAGACUUCCAUUGAUUCCACUGAAAUCAGAUGAGGUGUCAAAGGUCAGGGAAACCUUCGUGAACAGUGGCUUUCUAAACUAGACCUCAUUAAUCUUACCUGUGAUGAAGACAUUAACAGCAAGGCAUUAUAAAUGGAUAAAACACGCAUUAUUAGAUUUACAGCAUGAUUUGGCUUUUUA
Liolophura sinensis is the source of this 1566-nucleotide messenger RNA. RefSeq names its product 4-hydroxy-2-oxoglutarate aldolase, mitochondrial-like. NCBI's taxonomy places the organism in Eukaryota, Metazoa, Mollusca, Polyplacophora, Chitonida, Chitonidae. The coding region runs from base 452 to 1468 and encodes 338 amino acids. Gene Ontology annotation, molecular function: 4-hydroxy-tetrahydrodipicolinate synthase activity. The transcript is spliced from 2 exons. The record is from RefSeq and is a predicted model, not a curated record.